Molecule: messenger RNA, 1707 nt
Organism: Mercurialis annua (annual mercury)
Lineage: Eukaryota; Viridiplantae; Streptophyta; Magnoliopsida; Malpighiales; Euphorbiaceae
Product: cytokinin hydroxylase
Exons: 4
Coding region: 102-1568 (488 amino acids)
Molecular function (GO): monooxygenase activity; iron ion binding; oxidoreductase activity, acting on paired donors, with incorporation or reduction of molecular oxygen
Source: RefSeq, a predicted model, not a curated record
UGGAGUUUGUUUAUCUACCUAAUGCUUUUAGCAGCAUUAUUGUCGGUGUUUUUCUUUACGUCUUCUUUAAGGUAUUGAUUUGUUUCUGGAUUUCACCAUGUAUGGUGUAUAUGAAGCUUAAAAAGAACGGGUUUGGCGGUCCGAAUCCGAAAUUUCCUCUAGGAAAUAUUGAGGAGAUGAAAAAGCUUAGUAAAACCAGCUGUAGUUCUGUUUGUGAUUCUGCAAAAGAAUCUCUGACUAUCUCCAAUGAUAUUCACUCCACUGUUUUUCCUUACUUUGCUCAAUGGCAGCAAUCUCAUGGGAAGGUGUUUAUAUACUGGCUAGGUACUGAGCCAUUUUUGUACAUAGCAGACCCGGAGUUUCUUAAAAGAAUGUCUAAUGGUGUGAUGGGGAAGAGCUGGGGAAAACCCAAUGUGUUUAAACAUGACAGAGAACCAAUGUUUGGAAACGGUUUGGUUAUGGUUGAAGGUGAUGAUUGGGUUCGUCACCGUCAUAUUAUCACCCCUGCACUCUCUCCGGUCAACUUGAAGGCUAUGACAAGCUUAAUGGUGGAGUCCACAACAAAUAUGCUAGACAAAUGGAGAACCCUAAUAAACUCCGGCAACAAAGAAAUCGACAUAGAGAACCAAAUCAUUGCAACAGCCGGAGAAAUCAUCGCCAAGACAAGUUUUGGUUUAGGCUACGAAAAUGGAAGACAGGUGUUUGAAAAACUAAGGGCCAUGCAAAUAACUUUGUUCAAGACUAACCGUUAUGUAGGGGUACCCUUCAGCAAAUUCUUGUGCCCAAAACAAACCCUAGAGGCAAAAAAUCUUGGAAAAGAAAUAGAUGAUCUUCUAUUAUCGAUCAUAACGGAUCGGAGAAGAUUGAACGGCGGAAAUUCUCAGAAGGACUUGUUAGGGUUAUUGCUUGAGGAGAAUCAUGAAGAUGGCAAGCUUGGGAAGAGGCUGACGGCUAGGGAGCUUGUUGAUGAGUGCAAAACAUUCUUCUUUGGUGGUCAUGAAACGACAGCGUUGGCAUUGACGUGGACAUUGUUGCUUCUAGCUGUGCAUCCAGAGUGGCAAAACCAGUUAAGAGAGGAGAUUAAAGAAGUUAUUAAAGAUAAAGAGCUUGAUUUCUCCGUCCUUGCUGGACUCAAGAAGAUGGGAUGGGUAAUGAACGAAGUAUUGAGGCUAUACUCACCAGCACCAAAUGUACAAAGACAAGCAAGAGAAGACAUAAAAGUAAACAAUCUCACAAUUCCGAAAGGAACCAACAUAUGGAUUGAUGUUGUAGGAAUGCACCAUGACUCUCAAUUAUGGGGUGACGAUGUAAUGGAGUUCAAACCAGAGAGGUUCAAAGAUGACAUAUUAUACGGUGGAUGCAACCACAAGAUGGGUUUUUUGCCUUUCGGGUUCGGAGGAAGGAUGUGUAUCGGUCGGAAUUUGUCUAUGAUGGAGUAUAAGAUUGUUUUGGCUUUGAUUCUUACUAGUUUUUCAUUGUCGGUUUCACCAACUUAUACUCAUUCUCCUUCUAUUAUGCUCUCGUUGAGACCUAGCUUUGGUUUGCCUCUCAUUGUUCAGCCUCUCUAGGCUUACUAGUGAAAUAUUCUGACUCCAAUUAGCUAUGGUAGUUGGAUCAUCAUCUGUAGUGUUUAAGCCAGGAUUGGCAUUUUUGAUGAUUUCUUCUGUUUUCUCUUUUUUUUAUUAUGUAAUAGUAGAAAGUAAUGAA